AUGGAUCUCAAACGUCAUUGUGUGAAACUAAAUGAUGGUCACUUCAUUCCUGUCCUGGGAUUUGGCACUUAUGCAUCAACAGAGACGCCUAAGAUUAAACCUGAGGAGGCAACCAAAUUAGCUAUUGAUGCUGGGUUUCGUCAUAUUGAUUCCGCUUAUGUGUAUGAAAAUGAAGAGGAAGUUGGACGAGCCAUCCGAAGCAAGAUUGCUGAUGGCAUUGUGAAGAGAGAAGACAUAUUCUACACUUCAAAGCUUUGGGCCACUUUCUUUCGACCAGAGUUGGUUCGGCCAGCCUUGGAAAACUCACUGAAAAAACUUCAGCUGGACUAUGUUGAUCUCUACAUUAUUCAUUCCCCAGUGGCUCUGAAGCCCGGGAAGGAGAUACUACCGACAGAUGAACAUGGAAAAGUAAUGUUUGACAUGGUGGAUCUCUGUGCCACGUGGGAGACCCUGGAGAAGUGUAAGGACGCAGGGUUGGCCAAGUCCAUUGGAGUGUCCAACUUUAACCGCAGGCAGCUGGAGAUGAUCCUGAACAAGCCAGGGCUCAAGUACAAGCCUGUCUGCAACCAGGUGGAAUGUCAUCCUUAUCUCAACCAGAACAAACUGCUGGAUUUCUGCAAGUCAAAAGACAUUGUUCUGGUUGCCUACAGUGCUCUGGGAUCUUCCCGAGAUAAAAGAUGGGUGGACCAGAGCUCACCCAUUCUCUUGGAUGAUCCAGUUCUUGGUGCCCUAGCUAAAAAGCACAAGCGAACCCCAGGCUUGAUUGCCCUUCGCUACCAGAUACAGCGUGGGGUCGUGGUCCUGGCCAAGAGUUGCAAUGAGGAGAGGAUCAAAGAGAACAUGCAGGUUUUUGAAUUCCAGUUGACUUCAGAGGACAUGAAAGUCCUAGAUGGCCUAAACCGCAAUGUUCGCUAUUUUAAUGCUGAAUAUGCUAUUGGCCACCCUAAUUAUCCAUUUUCUGAAGAAUAUUAA
Messenger RNA from Trichechus manatus latirostris (Florida manatee), 972 nucleotides. RefSeq names its product aldo-keto reductase family 1 member C3 homolog. Gene Ontology annotation, molecular function: aldose reductase (NADPH) activity; ketosteroid monooxygenase activity; steroid dehydrogenase activity. Bases 1 to 972 code for a protein of 323 amino acids. Lineage: Eukaryota; Metazoa; Chordata; Mammalia; Sirenia; Trichechidae. Gene Ontology annotation, cellular component: cytosol. The record is from RefSeq and is a predicted model, not a curated record. The transcript is spliced from 9 exons. Gene Ontology annotation, biological process: steroid metabolic process.